AACCCCCAUCGCUCUCACCACGCCGCCAUCGGCUGUAUCCCCUCGCUUCAUCCGUCCAUCUGUGCAGACGCCGCCGCCGUCGUUGCGUGCCUGAACGAGCGCCAUGGGUAACCAGCAGUCGAGUGCAGGAGGCGGGCCGCCCGACGACAAGAGCAAGAAGGACAAGAAGGACAAGCCAAAGUACGAGCCCCCGCCACAACCCACGACCCGCAUCGGCAGGAAGAAGAAGAAGGCGGCUGGCCCCAGCGCCGCCGCGAAGCUCCCGAUCGUCUAUCCCACUGCGCGAUGCAAGCUACGCUAUCUCCGAAUGCAGCGCAUCCACGACCACCUGUUGCUGGAGGAGGAGUACGUCGAGAACCAGGAACGCCUCCGCAAGGCCAAGGCGGUCAAGGAGGGAAACGCGCCCGCCGCCGCCAAUGCUGGCGAGGGCGCCGAAGACCGCAAUGCCGAUGAACGCUCGCGCGUCGACGACAUGCGCGGCAGCCCCAUGGGCGUCGGCAACCUCGAGGAGCUCAUUGACGACGACCACGCCAUUGUCUCGAGCGCCACCGGCCCUGAAUACUACGUCUCUAUUAUGUCUUUUGUCGACAAGGACCUGCUCGAGCCGGGCGCCAGCAUUCUCCUGCACCACAAAUCCGUCUCGGUGGUCGGCGUGCUCACCGACGACGCCGAUCCCUCCGUGUCGGUCAUGAAGCUCGACAAGGCACCCACCGAGUCUUAUGCGGACAUUGGAGGUCUCGAGUCACAGAUCCAGGAAGUGCGAGAGGCGGUCGAGCUGCCACUUCUGCAUCCUGAGUUGUACGAGGAGAUGGGAAUCAAGCCGCCAAAGGGUGUCAUCCUGUACGGUGCGCCCGGUACCGGAAAGACACUGCUGGCCAAGGCGGUAGCAAACCAGACGAGCGCGACUUUCCUGCGUAUUGUCGGCAGUGAGCUUAUCCAGAAAUACCUAGGAGACGGCCCAAGGCUCGUUCGACAGUUGUUCCAGACCGCUGCCGAAAACGCCCCUUCGAUUGUCUUCAUCGACGAGAUUGACGCCAUUGGCACCAAGCGAUACGAGUCGACAUCGGGAGGCGAGCGUGAGAUUCAGAGAACCAUGUUGGAGCUCCUGAACCAGCUGGACGGUUUCGAUGACCGUGGUGACGUCAAAGUCAUCAUGGCCACCAACAAGAUUGAGACGCUGGAUCCUGCCCUCAUUCGUCCUGGUCGUAUUGACCGAAAGAUUCUCUUCGAGAACCCUGACCAAACCACCAAGAAGAAGAUCUUCACCCUCCACACGUCCAAGAUGUCACUUAACGAGGAUGUCGAUCUGGAUGAGUUCAUUAACCAAAAGGACGACCUCUCUGGUGCUGACGUGAAGGCUAUUUGUUCCGAAGCUGGUCUCAUGGCCCUCCGUGAGCGCCGUAUGCGCGUCAACAUGGACGAUUUCAGGACUGCUAGGGAGCGUGUGCUCAAGACGAAGACGGAGGGAGAGCCCGAGGGCUUGUACUUGUAAGCUUAUGACAGACAUCCGUAAUGCCAGAUUGAGCUACCGGCAAUACGCUGCUUUCAGUGCAGCUUGGUCAUUAUAGACUCUUGAUCCA
Messenger RNA from Exserohilum turcica Et28A, 1580 nucleotides. RefSeq lists its product as uncharacterized. Gene Ontology annotation, molecular function: ATP hydrolysis activity; proteasome-activating activity; ATP binding. Gene Ontology annotation, biological process: proteasome-mediated ubiquitin-dependent protein catabolic process. Gene Ontology annotation, cellular component: proteasome regulatory particle, base subcomplex. Lineage: Eukaryota; Fungi; Ascomycota; Dothideomycetes; Pleosporales; Pleosporaceae. The coding region runs from base 104 to 1492 and encodes 462 amino acids. The transcript is spliced from 4 exons. The record is from RefSeq and is a predicted model, not a curated record.